This is a messenger RNA of Naegleria lovaniensis, 1050 nucleotides long. RefSeq lists its product as uncharacterized. Bases 1 to 1050 code for a protein of 349 amino acids. NCBI's taxonomy places the organism in Eukaryota, Heterolobosea, Eutetramitea, Acrasida, Naegleriidae. The record is from RefSeq and is a predicted model, not a curated record. The transcript has 3 exons.
AUGGGCAGUAAUCAUAGCCAUCUUGCAAGUUCCGAAAUUUGCAUUAGUGAUUUGACUUGUAAUGUUGAAACAGAUGUUUCUGCCAUGGUUAUGAUGGGUAUCAUGACCUGCGUAUUCAUAAUCAUGCUUGUCGUUAAUAGUUAUUUAUUAAUUAGAGAAAUCAAAUAUGGCUCACUAUUUAAAUCUAGGUUACUGUUUUAUAUUCUGACUACGUUUUAUUUGCUAGGAAGUUUGUUGUUCUUUGCGAUGCAUGGUCUUGCGAGAUUUGUAUUUCGAGUGAAUGAAAAACAAGUGAACGGUGAGACAGAUUUUAAUCCAGUGCUGUUUCUAUCAACUCAUAUUGCUUUAUAUUGGAGCGAAACAAUACUUGCUUGCGCUUUUUUGUUUGUGUGCGUGAAUUAUAUGGAAAUAUUUCUACAUUCUAAGGGAUUUUCCAUUAUUUAUUCUAAGGAACAAACAUCCAAAUUAAGAUUUGGUGUCACUUCAAUAAUUGUCAUUGCCAAUAUUAUUGAGAUUGUUCUAUUUAUCAUUAUGACAAUAUUUUUUCCAACACAAGAUAAUCAUAUGGUUGAAACGGUUUUGUCGUUCCAAGUUCUAUUCCAAAUUAUUUUGAGUGUUUUAGUAGUAACUUUCUUCAUUGUGUGGAUUUAUGUGAGUAAGAAAUCAAUAUGGCAAGGGGCACACACUAAUGAAGCGCUAUCUGUACUCACACAGAAAAUGUUCUGUGUAGCUUCCAUGUUUGCUUUUUUAAUAAUUCUAAAGGCUAUUGCAAAUAUUUUCCUAUUAAUUUACGUCUCUAUGUGUGGUAUUAUCUGCCUUAAUGUGAAUGUGAUUUUAUCUGCCGCUACAGCUGCAGUAACUGAUUUAUUUCCGCUAAUUUCAAUUUAUUACAUUUUCAGAGUGUCUGACAGCAAUGCACAUGAGGAAAUACGAAAUGAUGGAAAUGGUUUGGUCACAUUGCAGCCUGUAUCUCAAAUAUCCAACCCUAACCCCGUUGUUGCUAACGAACGCAGAUCUAACGAUAAUAUUGAGUUCGAAGAUGAGGAUUAA